AUUCAGUGUGUUACAUGUUAGCUUCACUGUCACAACUUCUGUGACAAUUGUGUUUGGUAGAGCAACGUCUAGCCGGAUUGCGACAUACCUGGUGUUUCCUGGAGCGGAGGGGACCUCCAUUCAAAGCGUGCACGUCCCUCGGUUUUCGAGGGGACUGGCCUCACCUCCGCUUCUGGAGGCGAAGGGUUGAAGCAAAGCCAAAAGGACUGAAGGCACCUCAAGACGGCGGCGCAGUCGGGCGCCUCCCUCAGCACCAAAGCACUGCCAUUGCGGCUGACCAGCAUCUCCUCAAACACGUCGCUCUGCAUAGUGAGCACCAGACUGUGGGCCUGUAUCACCUUCACCUCGUCUGUGUCCACGGUGAGCACACGGAGGGUGACGUCGCUGCCGUUCCCUGCUGUUAGGAGGCCCUCCAUACGCUGCACCAGGCUCAUGGAGUGAUUCAGGACGGUGGCCCCGAACUCCGGGGGCGAGUCCAACUUCAGAGGCGCUUUGGAGAUCAAGGUUCCCAGAGGAGAGCUGAAGUGGCCUUAAUGAAGGCGACUGUGGCAAAACUGGAUGAUGGAGUCCAUGGAGCCUCAUCACCAAAGUGAUCUCAUCAGAAGGCCAUUAAUCAGCACCAGUCUGUGCAUGGCAACAACGCAUUGUGACCCAGUUGCACAGGGAGAACCCGAGUGGAAACGAGCCACUCCAAAGGAGAAUAUGCAAAGCUGCUGACAACAAAGGAGAGGUGGACGCUUAACAGGAGGGUGGAGACAUUGGGAAUGAGAGCCAUUCGAAGGGCUCCUGUGGACUGAACGCGACCUGCUCGGAACCGGCCUUGGGGCCGAUGACACAGCGGCGCGAUAGACGCUGGGAAGGAGUGGGAGGAUUGGGGGAACGGUGCUCGAUUCCACCGGGAGAGUGAAUCAGUGAGCAGGAAAUUGCUCGGAUUAUCUGCUUGAGGAACUGGGAUUUGUUCUCGUAAGAACAUAAACAUUUGGGACUAAAGUCUACCUGGAUCACCUGUUGGUAGCAUCUUAUCUGCGAGGUAGCCAUGGCGUUGACAGGCCCGCCCAAGGGAUGCGGACCCAGCAUCGGCUCCAUCUACUACAACCUGUGCGACCUGACUGCUGUAUGGGGGGUUGUGGUGGAGGCCGUCGCCGCCACGGGCGUGGUGACCUCUUUCGUCCUGUUCGUUAUCCUCAUGGCCUGCCUCCCCUUUGUGACGGACAAGGCAAGAAAAGGCAUGGUUGCUUUGCAAGCCGGCGUUCUGGUUUUCACCCUCGGACUCUUUGGUCUGGCCUUCGCCUUCGUGGUGGGCCGCUACUCCACCAGCUGCGUGGCGCGGCGUUUCCUCUUCGGCGUCCUGUUUUCGGGCUGCCUGGCCUGCUUGGUCAUGCACGGGCUGUGGCUGGUGUUGCUGCAGAGGCGGGGCCGGGGCCCCAAGAGCUGGAUGCUGUGCCUGGGAGCACUCGCUCUCUGGUUAGUGGAGGUCAUCAUCAAUACAGAGUGGCUUAUUAUUACUGUCAUCCGUAAUCCACCGGAUGGCGUGGACGCCGAGCCGUCUUGUCGUUUCGCCAACCAGGACUUUGUCAUGGCCUUGAUCUACGUGAUGGUCCUGAUGCUCGCCGCCGUGGUGAUAGCCGUGACCUCUCUGACGCACAAGCGUGAGCGCUGGCGCAGAGACGCCGCUUUCAUCCUGGUCACUGGCAUCUUCACUUCGGCCAUCUGGGCAGCUUGGAUCGGCAUGUACGUCGGCGGGAAUAGAGCACUCGGAGACGCCGGCUGGGACGAUCCCACCUUGGCGGUUGCCGUGGUGUCCAACGCCUGGGUGUUUCUUCUGCUGUACGCCGUGCCGGAGAUCUGUUUGCUGACUCGACCUGACCCGGACUUGGAGCCGCCCCAUGACGGCGACCACAUUUACCCGGCUAGGAGCUUGGUCUACGACAACAUCCACAAAGAGCCGGAGCCACCCCAUCAGACUCUGUAUAUGGAAAAUAAAGCCUUCACCAUGGAGGAACCUCCGACAGCACCAUCCAAGCCGGUGUCGCCCUACGGUGCUUAUAACGGUCAACUGCGAAGUUGCGUCUACCAGCCCACUGAAAUCGCCCUAAUUGCCAAGGGUCUGACCAAGAUGGACCAGGACACAAUGAUGCGCCGCGCCUCAACCUCCUCCUUGAACGCAGGCGUGAGCAACAGCAGCUCGCUGGAUCGCUCAAUGGCCUCCUUAGCGUCCUAGCAACCGUAUCACUCACCAGCAGUUCAGAGUGGCCUGCUUUCACUCGCGUGGUCUUAUCUUGUUUGAUGUGAUUUUGUUUUUUCCCCCCACUUUUUUACUCUAUGUGCUGCAUGGUAGUUAUAGAUCGAAUCACUGCAAUCAAGAGUUUAUGAUUUUCCUGUUGUUUUUUUUAUAUGAAAUGUACAAACCAGAUUCCCUAAAAGUUUUGAUGCUACACAACUUGUGAAAAAAAAUGCAGUGAUGUACAGGUGCUAAAUUUCAAUGUCUUAUUCAAAAACAUAGAUGACAUAUCAAACGUUUAACAUCAGAAAUGCAUCAUUUUAUAUGGAAGCAUCUUGCUGCCACCCAAAUAAAAAAGUCGAGUCUCAUGUUUACAUGAUAGCUAUUACUUUUUCACGUGAUAAUAAUGUUAAAACGUGAU
This is a messenger RNA of Corythoichthys intestinalis (scribbled pipefish), 2642 nucleotides long. RefSeq names its product G-protein coupled receptor family C group 5 member C-like. The transcript has 9 exons. The coding region runs from base 1037 to 2221 and encodes 394 amino acids. Gene Ontology annotation, cellular component: plasma membrane; signaling receptor complex; intracellular membrane-bounded organelle. The record is from RefSeq and is a predicted model, not a curated record. Lineage: Eukaryota; Metazoa; Chordata; Actinopteri; Syngnathiformes; Syngnathidae. Gene Ontology annotation, biological process: G protein-coupled receptor signaling pathway. Gene Ontology annotation, molecular function: protein kinase activator activity; G protein-coupled receptor activity.